UUUUUUUUUUUUUUUCCACAAUCAUCGCCCGCCCUCUGAACCACGAGGUCUUCGUUAGUCAGAGCUCCGUGCUUGUUAGCGUGUUUUGUUAGUCUUUUACCGUCUUUUAAGAAUGACCAAGCCUAAGACCAGGGGAACUUGCCCUCUUUGCAAAAAAAACCUCGACUUUGUUGCAAAGCACCUUCGUGAGCAACACAAAUUGAAUAACAAGGAUGAGAGGAGUAUUUUAAACAAAUUGGCACUCAAUCGGAUCAAACUAAGUGGGGGCAAAUGUCCAGUUGUCGAGUGCCACAAAAUGGUGGUUGAUUUACAGCGCCACGUUUUCUCCCACGUCGAUGUGGACCCGCACAGGCUCCGAGGCUUGAUUCAGCAUCUUAAAAUAAAUGAGGCCGUAAAGCAACUGGCACAACUGCGCUCUUCCAGUCCCCUGCCGCCCAUGUCCAGCCGGCUAGAUUUGAAUGAUCUGAAUGAGGCUGCUGAGGAGGAGGAGGAGGAGGAGGAGGAGGAGGUGGACAUUCCGUCCAGCGGUUGUCUGGACUGUGCCGCCCAUCUGUCCACCAUAAGAUCAUUGGACAAGCAAGUCUCUGAGCUGAAGGCGACUGUGACCGGGAUGAAGUUAGAGCUUCUGGAGUCGAGGACCGACGUGCGCCGUUCUCGGAGAUCAGUGGGAGGGGAGUCGGAGUCUGGUGUUCAGGAAGAGCGUGAAGACCCAGAUGAUGCUGCUGCUGAUGAUGAUGAGGAGCUCCAGGGCGAGGCGGCUCCAGACAACAAGACCCAGGAUGACGAGGCUGAGUAUGAGGAUUGGGAGGAAGAGCCCCACGAUGAGUGGGAGGCCACAGAUCCCGGCAGGCCGCGGGAUUCCAGCGAUGAUGAGGGUCACCCCAAUGAGACAGAAAAACAGCGUCUUGACCGUAAAGCAAAAAAAUUGUUUGGAAGGAAGAACAGUAGAAAGCGAGCAAUGAAACUCAAAUUCUCCGAGUCCAUCGAGGCCUACAUUGAGGAAUAUGCGAAACAUAUUUUCCCGCAGAAGGGGUCGAGGAAAAUGAAGGAAAAUGCUAUCACGCACGUGAGCCGAAUCAAGUUUUUCCUGUCCUAUAUGAUUAAGGGAUGGCAGUCGGAGAAUAUGUGGGACUGGCGGUUCCUUGACAAUGGGCCCCACUUACAGAAAUUCCCCGAGUUGUUGCAUGCCAGGGACCUGAAAAUCUCGACAGCAAUGAAGUUCAUGACGCAGGUGCAACAAUUUAUCAAGCACCUGGGGAAACACCGACCAUCGUUCAUGCGCGUGAAAAGGGACCGCCUAUCCCUGGUGCAGGAGCAGAUGAAGAAGCUGCUGCGGGAAAUCAGCCGCCCGGUGGUCAAGCACCAGACUGAGGUCAAGCGGCACAAAAUGGCCAACCGGGUGAGCACUAAGGACCUGCUGGCCUGCCGCCAACUGUCUGCGGCCAAGAUCCCCGUGCUGCUAGGAAAUAUGGAAAAGCAAAACCCGAAAAACUCAAAGCUCCGUUUCCAGUUCUUCGGGUACCUGGCCGCCUACCUCACUGCCCUCUACGGCCACCGCUCCGGUGUCCUGGUCAAUAUGACGGUCACUGAGGUGGACAAUGCCAAGGGCAACCCGGAGGAGGGCUACCUUAUUGACGUAAUGGAACACAAGACACUAAGGACGCACGGCACUGCACAGAUUUUCCUGAACGCAAAAGAGUUCUCUUGGUUCGAACGGUGGGGUCGGGUGCGGCGCAAGGCCAACCCGCCUAACAACUUCUUCCUGGCUAACAAUGGCAGCGGUGCCUUGACGGGCCUUGUCAGGCAUUUCCGCGCCGCUUGGAAGGACAUGGGCCUCUCCCUCAGGCCAAGCUUAAUGGACCUCAGGAGCGCCCUGGCCACCUGCAACUUUGAGAAGAACCCCGAGGCUGUACAGAAGCAAAUCAGCUCUUCCAUGUGCCACAGCCAUAAGACGCAGGCCGAAUUCUAUGCACUCCAUAAACAAGUCGGGUGGAACCGGAAGAUGCGCAAGAUCUUCGACAAACUCGUGGAACCGCAGAAGGAGGGUGAGAUGCCGCUGCCCUUCCUCCCUCGGGCGAAAAAGGACAAAAAAGAGAAGAAGGAAGCGAAGGGCUCAGACGGGGACAAGGAAAAAAAGAAGAAGAAGAAGGAGAAGGCAGAGGAGGGCUCAGACGGGGACAAGGAAAAGAAGAAGAAGAAGAAGAAGAAGAAGGCAGAGAAGGGCUCAGACGGGGACAAGGAAAAAAAGAAAAAGAAGAAGAAGGCAGAGAAGGGCUCAGACGGGGACAAGGGAAAAAAGAAGAAGGCAGAGAAUGGCUCAGACGGGGACAAGGAAAAAAAGAAGAAGAAGAAGAAGAAGAAGGAGAAGGAUAGGAAGGAAAGGAAAGAGAGGAAGGAGAGGAAGGAUGGGAAGGCGAUGGAGUACGAGGCGAUGGAGUACGAGGCGGUGGAGUACGAGGCGAUGGAGCAGGAGGAUGAGGCGAUGGAAAAGGAGCCUGAGGUGAUGGAAAAGGAGCCUGAGGUGAUGGAAAAGGAGCCUGAGGUGAUGGAAAAGGAGCCUGAGGUGAUGGAAAAGGAGCCUGAGGCGAUGGAGCAGGAGGAGAAAGAAUGGGAGAAGGAGGAGGUGAGGGAUGAGGAUAAGGGUCUCACUGAGGCCAAAAAUAAGAAGAAGAAGAGAAAACGGGAGAAGGAGGAGGAGGAUAAGGGUAUCACUGAGGGCAAAAAUAAUAAUAAGAAGGACAAAGAAAGGGAGGAGGAGGAGGAGGAGGAUGAUGAUAAGGCUCUCACUGAGGCAAAAAAAAAGAAGUGUGAGGAGGAGGAGGAGGAGGAGGAGGAGGAGGAGGAGGAUCCGUUGGAGCCUAAGGAGAAGAGGCUGGCGCAGCAGACUGCAGAGGAUGUGGCGGGGGAGACAGCGGAGGUGGCGGACGACGAAUACAAAAAGAAGAAGAAGAAGAAGAAGAAGGAGAAGGAUAGGAAGGAAAGGAAAGAGAGGAAGGAGAGGAAGGAUGGGAAGGCGAUGGAGUACGAGGCGAUGGAGUACGAGGCGAUGGAGUACGAGGCGAUGGAGCAGGAGGAUGAGGCGAUGGAAAAGGAGCCUGAGGUGAUGGAAAAGGAGCCUGAGGUGAUGGAAAAGGAGCCUGAGGUGAUGGAAAAGGAGCCUGAGGUGAUGGAAAAGGAGCCUGAGGCGAUGGAAAAGGAGCCUGAGGUGAUGGAAAAUGAGCCUGAGGUGAUGGAAAAGGAGCCUGAGGUGAUGGAAAAGGAGCCUGAGGCGAUGGAGCAGGAGGAGAAAGAAUGGGAGAAGGAGGAGGUGAGGGAUGAGGAUAAGGGUCUCACUGAGGCCAAAAAUAAGAAGAAGAAGGACAAAGAAAGGGAGGAGGAGGAGGAGGAGGAUGAUGAUAAGGCUCUCACUGAGGCAAAAAAAAAGAAGUGUGAGGAGGAGGAGGAGGAGGAGGAGGAGGAGGAGGAGGAGGAGGAGGAGGAUCCGUUGGAGCCUAAGGAGAAGAGGCUGGCGCAGCAGACUGCAGAGGAUGUGGCGGGGGAGACAGCGGAGGUGGCGGACGACGAAUACAAGCCGAAAAAGGAGAAGACUAAACACACUAAGGGCACACGCAAGGUCUACUUCUGGUUCCCCCCGGAAGAUCUCGGGCCUCAUUUGGAUGACACAAUCCCGAUUAACCGGCCCGAGCCCCAGCCGGAACCCGACGGUGCCAUCGCCAGCACCAGCUCCGCCUUCGUGGACCUCGUCCCCCUCACUGCGACGUCCUUCCACAGUGGCAGCAGCUCCUCCGCCUUGACCAAGAAGGGGGAAAAACCAAAAGGGAAGACCCGAGGAAGAAGAAAAUCUGCACGCUCCAGAAACCUGAAGAAAUUGCGACAGCAGUCGAUGAGCCCCUCCAAAGUGCACUUUUUCUGCUCGCCGAAAAAAAACCAAGCAUCAGGUAACACCGUAACCUCAGCCCAAACAAAUCUUUUGGCUGCUCUUCAGUUUUGUAAAUAGUUUUCAUCUGCGUGUGCUGUGACGUUUUUAAAUUGUUCUACAUUUCCUAAGGUUUGCUGCGUGUUUUUUUUUUUUUUUUUUUUUUUUUUUUUACUACUUAAGCUAUUUAUACUACUUAAGCUAUUUAAAACGUUUGCUGUGCUUUAAACUUUGUAAGCUGUGCUUUAAACUUUGUAAGCUGUGCUUUAAACUUUGUAAGCUGUGCUUUAAACUUUGUAAGCUGUGCUUUAAACUUUGUAAACUAUUUGAAAUGUUCGCUGCGUUUUUGACUUGCCUCUUUAAAACGUUUGCUGUGAUUGCCCAGUGGGGUGUCCUUUUCAUUUUAUCUCUUUUUUACAGAUUUGUGCGUGUAUUUUUGUGUGUUUUACAUCCACAGUGCCUUACUUGAAGUGCACUUUAUUUUGUGAAACAUGUUUACAAAGUGUGUUGAUUGCUGUGCACUUUAUUUUCUAAAAUAAAUAUAUUUCCUGGGAAGA
Messenger RNA from Phyllopteryx taeniolatus (common seadragon), 4473 nucleotides. Its product is annotated as golgin subfamily A member 6-like protein 6. Gene Ontology annotation, cellular component: Golgi stack; endoplasmic reticulum; ER to Golgi transport vesicle membrane. Gene Ontology annotation, biological process: membrane fusion; transcytosis; endoplasmic reticulum to Golgi vesicle-mediated transport. The record is from RefSeq and is a predicted model, not a curated record. Lineage: Eukaryota; Metazoa; Chordata; Actinopteri; Syngnathiformes; Syngnathidae. The transcript is spliced from 11 exons. Gene Ontology annotation, molecular function: DNA binding. Bases 113 to 3997 code for a protein of 1294 amino acids.